CCUCAGGUUUGGCGAAAACUUCGUCUUGAUUUGCGCUACGUGAUGCGGAACGGUUUCACCUACGAGGAUGCGAAGGAACUCGUGAGUGGAGAGCACGUCGUCCACCCGCUCAUUCACCAUGAGCCCUUGGUCAAGAUGCUGGUCAGCAUUAUUCGGAGCAACGGGCUGGACGCAGUUCCUUGGACGAGCUUCGUUCCAGAGAUGUACUACCUCAGCGCUGAAGUUCGACUGGAAAGCAUGUUUGACCGGAGUGAAAAGCCUGAACCGUGGUUUUCGUUGGGCGAAGAGUACGUUCACGAUGGACUCGAGCCAUUUUCUUCCAGUAGCAGCGGGGACUCCGAAUACGAACAAGAAGACGAUGUUGAACCUGACGAUUCGGAUGUUGCACCCAAGGUUUCUGAAACUGUAGUUCCAGCGAAUCAGUCAUCUCCUGCGGCCAAGCGCAAACUCGACAUGCUUGAAUCGGGUGCGGCCAACCAAAAAGAAGGUUCAACGCUUCGUCGCUCGCCGCGGAAUCAAUACAAGUCAAACCAAGUCAGUCUGGAUCUGCGGUCAAGAAAGCGCGACUUGCGGCCAAGGUCAUCGAGCAGCUGA
Molecule: messenger RNA, 594 nt
Organism: Phytophthora sojae
Lineage: Eukaryota; Oomycota; Peronosporomycetes; Peronosporales; Peronosporaceae
Exons: 1
Source: RefSeq, a predicted model, not a curated record